This is a messenger RNA of Jaminaea rosea, 4569 nucleotides long. RefSeq lists its product as hypothetical. Gene Ontology annotation, biological process: mitochondrial DNA replication. Gene Ontology annotation, molecular function: DNA-directed DNA polymerase activity; 3'-5' exonuclease activity; DNA binding. The transcript has 3 exons. The record is from RefSeq and is a predicted model, not a curated record. Gene Ontology annotation, cellular component: mitochondrion; gamma DNA polymerase complex. The annotation marks the transcript as partial. NCBI's taxonomy places the organism in Eukaryota, Fungi, Basidiomycota, Exobasidiomycetes, Microstromatales.
CUUGUAGCCCCUCGCAAUCCACUUGGUGUCCAGCUUCUUUGCCCUUCAUUCUCUCGACAGGUAUUCCCUCCAGGAGCUGCGCGGACGCCGCCACUCCAUCCACAUGCGAUUUCCCUCUCCCAGGCGCAUUUGCACAAUCAUGGCCUCUCCCCUUCGCAAGCAUCCAUCCUCCCCUCUACAGACUUUCGCCUGCCGCCUCUUCAGGGCAAGGACCUCGGCGAGCACUUCUGGACCAUUGGUCGAGACGCAGCUCAGCCCUGGCUUGGCUUGUCCGAAGAGCUAGCCUCAGCCAAACUCUUGCCGCCGCCCUCUUCGCAAGACGCAGAACAUCAACUUGAUGAUGCAAGGCCCUCACCUUUGCAAUGGAUCGGCAUGGACUCGCAGCUUCGCACCAUGAUGGAGCCGCGACACCCGCAUUGGCUCAGAGUCUCUGGCUGGGUUAAGUACCCAGUGCUACGAUCCAGCGAUGGCAACGCGACGACACUGGGCGAAGGUCAGCCAGUCGACUAUCCCGACGUCAAUGAUGCCGCCCUCGUCUUCGAUGUCGAGACCAUGGUUGCAGAAAGCCCCUUUCCAGUCAUGGCCACAGCUGCCGGACCCAACGCCUGGUACGCAUGGCUGAGCCCCUGGCUGAUGGGCGAGUCAGAUCGCAAAGAUCACCUAAUUCCCUUCGGCGACCCUGCUACGGGCACCUCACGCCUUCUCGUUGGCCACAAUGUAGGCUACGACCGCGCUCGUAUUCGCGAAGAGUACAGCCUCUCCCUCAGCAAGACCCGCUUCAUGGAUACCCAAUCAUUGCACAUCGCCGUACGCGGCAUCUCCUCGCCGCAGCGACCCGCUUGGAUACAAUAUCGAAGAAACCGAGCAAAGAAACAGGCAGAGAAGCUGCUCUUGGAUCAGGAGCUGCGUGAUGAACAGAGGCAAGAGGUACUCAAGCUGCUAGGCGGGGAGAGACUCGAAGACGCUGAGAUCGCGGAGCUUGUCUCGAUGGGCCUCGAUCUCGACGCCUUGACUGAUCGCAUCGCGCCGUCCCCCACGCCGAGCAUUGAUGAGGACGGCAUGAGCGAUGAUGGCGACUCAGACCCUCGACAUGGCUUGCAAUGGCAAGACAUCAGCUCGACGAAUUCUCUUGCAGAAGUUGCCGCCCUUCACUGUGGCAUCCACCUGCCAAAAGAUCUGCGCAAUCACUUCGUUGAUGGCACGUCCCGUCAAGGCAUCCUCGACGAGCUCGACACGCUCCUCUCCUAUUGUGCUCGUGAUGUCUCCGCCACGCACGCCGUCUUCGCCAAGGUCCUCCCAGCUUUCAGAGAGACUUGCCCUCAUCCAGCCACCUUUGCUGGCGUGCUUGGCCUCGGCAGCCCCAUCCUGCCCGUCGAUGACGAAUGGCUCGAGUACCAGCAACGAUGCGACGUCAAAUACGAGGAUGCCCUCAAGGGAGUGCGUCAAGCUUUGAUCUCGCUCGCCGAAGAGCUACGAGAGGAGCACAAGAGGCGUGCCGAAGCCGAGCCCGAGUGGUGGAAGGUGGACCCUUGGCUCUCCCAACUCGAUUGGUCACCGAAAAAGCCCAAGAAGCCUAAGCCGGGCUGUGACGGAGAAGAGGUCGAGACUGUGCCGAAGUGGUACCGCGAGUACGUCCUCGGCGCACGCGCACCCUCGACGGCUCAGAAGAUCACGCCAUUCGUUCUCAUGCUUUCGCUCCAUGGCGAGCGUAUCUCGCAGAGCGAAGAAGGGAAGUGGAUGGCUGGCACGGAGCAGCUGAGCGCUAUGCCGACCAGCAAAGGCUUUCUCUCGUCUGCUACCGGCAAGGAGGUGGUUUCGGACUUGGGCGAGGAGGGUCAAGCGGUUCUCGACGCCGUGCGCUCAAAGUCCAGCAAGGAGGACAUCGCAGACAAGCUGCGACACGCAGCAGAGCUCGUCUACGCUCGCUCGCAAGAGGAUGCGACCCUCGCACAACGCAUGGAUGGCCUAGACUGGUCCCCCGUCAGCCCGCCAGAAGAGAUCGAUCCUGAUUCCUCUUCGGAGACGUGGCCCCGUUGGUACUGGGAUCUGUACAAGUCAGCGACCGGCCAGCUGGAACUUACGAUUCGCACCCGGAUUGCCCCGCUCCUGCUCAAGGUAUCUUGGCGGCAAUGCCCUCUCUUCCAUAGCAGAGAGCAUGGCUGGAUUUACAUGCAUCGCCCGCACGAGCAAGAAGCCUUCAGCACACGGCAGAAGCCGCUCAUCUUCACCCACGAAGCGGAUGAAGCGCUCAAGGCGGCGUCAGAGAACUUCAACUCGCCCAGUCUCUUCUACAAGGUCCCACACACGGCCGGCGAGGACUCGAAUGUGGGCAGUCCCUUCAGCAAGAGCUUCAUGGCCUUUUUCGAAGACGGAACCCUGCGCAGUGAGCACCCUGAAGAGCUAGGCAAACGCGCCGCACGCGAUGCCCUCGAUCUCAAUGCACAGUGCAGCUACUGGAUUGGCGUGCGAGAUCGUGUGGCAAAUCAGAUGGUUGUGUGGGAUGGCGAAGGCGGGUCGAAGAUGGAAUUCGGUCUAGGUGCCAGCGGUAUGCGGCGUGGCGAGAAGGAGAAGACGCGGCGCAAAGGUCUCAUCCUACCACAGGUAGUCACGAUGGGCACGAUCACCCGCCGAGCAAUCGAGAAGACGUGGCUCACUGCCUCGAAUGCGAAGAAGAACCGCGUGGGCUCCGAGCUCAAGUCGAUGGUCAAGGCACCCCCAGGAUGGGUCAUCGUCGGCGCAGAUGUGGACUCUGAAGAACUCUGGAUCUGCUCAGUGAUGGGUGAUGCCCAAUUUGGCGUGCACGGCGCCACUGCCAUUGGCUGGAUGACGUUGGAAGGCACCAAGUCAGCUGGUACGGACCUUCACAGCAAGACAGCAAGCAUCCUCGGCACGAGCCGGAAUCAAGCCAAGGUCUUCAACUACUCGCGCAUCUACGGUGCGGGAAUCAGACAUGCAACGCAGCUGCUGCUCAAAGCCAACCCGGCGAUGCCUGGUGAAGAGGCUACCCGACUGGCAAAGGAGCUGUACGCCUCGACAAAAGGAACAAACACGCAUUCGCCCGAGUACUUCGGUCGUAAAUUCUGGUUCGGCGGCACAGAGUCAUUUGUGUUCAACAAGCUGGAAGAUGUUGCGCUGAGCGAGCAUCCUCGGACGCCUGCGCUCGACUGCGGGAUCACUGCGGCCUUAUCUCGCAAGUUCUUGCCCAAGUCGCAGGGCGGUGGCGGCGGUGACUUCAUGCCGUCCCGCAUCAACUGGGUUGUUCAAUCAAGCGGGGUAGACUACCUGCAUCUCCUCAUAACAAGCAUGGACCACCUGUGUCGCAUCUACGACAUCUCCGCCCGCUUCAUGCUCAGCGUGCACGACGAGGUGCGCUACCUCGCCCGUGAAGAGGACGCGCAUCGCGCCGCAUUGGCGCUCCAGAUUGCAAAUUUGUGGACGAGAGCCAUGUUUGCUUUCAAGCUGGAGAUGGAGGGGUUGCCCGAGGGGGUGGCGUGGUUCGCGCAGGUGGACUUGGAUAAGGUGCUGAGAAAGGAGGUGGACGAUCCGUGCGUGACACCCAGUCAGACGGAGCCGGUACCGACGGGCGAGGCACUCGAUAUUCAUCAGAUCCUGGCAAAGACGAAUGGGGGAUCCCUCCAUCGUGAUGGGAGGGCGAUGGAGGAGGUGGCAUCCAACAACGAGACGACGUCGAAGCCGCACCGAAGGGCGGUUCACCCUCCUUAUCAGCCUUCGGAUCAGAAGCACCGCAGUCUUGGCGACCGAGGUAUCUUGUACUUGCAGGCGCAGGCGUCAGACGACAUCCAUGAGAUUCGGGCUCUGGAGAGACGGGCCAAGGCACUUUCGCCUCCCGAACCUGCUUCGAGAACAAAGCGAUGGGCCUCCGGGUCUGCGGGCAAGAGCGCACGCACGCCUCGCUCAGCCACUGGCCUACCGACGUCGCCUUCUGCGGCUGAGCGCCGUCGAGCUAAAGAGACGCCAAGUCGCGAGCAGUUUUCCCGCCUUCUUGUCCGCAUCCGCAAGGAGCAUUGCCAGCAUUCAGCCCGCCUCAAGUCCCGCAGUCAGAUGCGCAAGGUGCGCCCACCACCAGCAGCCUGUGCCCCUCGCGGACCUCGACCUCUCCCCUCCGGCUCACUCAUCCCCCCGUCAUACUACAACGUUCCCCUCCUGCGCUUCAAGCCGCGCCAGCCCAUUCGCAUCACCAUGACGAUCAAAGCCCGCCGGCUGAGACGCAUUGCCCGGCAGGAGAGGUUGCGCGAGCUGAACGAGGAGGUGGGUAUGUUGUUGGAGGAGGACAGGAUCAUGGCCCAAUUACGGGCGAGCGGCCAGGGCGAGACACGGACCGAUCCCCCGAAGAUCUGGUUGGACGUCGUGAAGCAGCGACAACAGGUUAUAAGCGAGGCGUGGAGGCGGGAAGAGGCCCGGUCGCGGAUGGUCUUCAGCCCAGAGAUGCUGAUGAUUGCGAAGGAGGCAAGGAGAGCUAGAGUUGAAAGAAACACGAGAAAGAAGAGAGAGCAGCGCGAGGGUGGAGAGGGGGAGGGAAAGGGUCACAAGCAGAAAGAGGGGGAAUGA